Molecule: messenger RNA, 8233 nt
Organism: Oncorhynchus kisutch (coho salmon)
Lineage: Eukaryota; Metazoa; Chordata; Actinopteri; Salmoniformes; Salmonidae
Gene: hecw1a
Product: HECT, C2 and WW domain containing E3 ubiquitin protein ligase 1a
Exons: 26
Coding region: 52-4842 (1596 amino acids)
Biological process (GO): protein ubiquitination; ubiquitin-dependent protein catabolic process; regulation of dendrite morphogenesis
Cellular component (GO): cytoplasm
Molecular function (GO): protein binding; ubiquitin protein ligase activity
Source: RefSeq, a predicted model, not a curated record
UGUACCUCCCUCCAGAACUUGUACCAGAACAGGUUCCUGGGCCUGUCCGCCAUGGCGUCGCCGUCACGCAGCGCCCAGAGUCGGCGGCGCUGCAAGGACGCUGGGACACGUUACAGCUACAGCCCCGAGCAGUACCCCAACGGUGGGCCCCGGCACGACCACGCCACCGCCCUGGCCCUGCAGCCCCGCUCUACUAGCGAUGCUGACCUGGUCACCUCGGACAGCCGCUCAACGCUGACCGUCAGCACCUCCCACUACGCCAUCAGCCAGUCCCAGGACAUGCUCAUCUGCUGGGACAUCAAGGAGGAGGUGGAUGCCGGGGACUGGAUCGGCAUGUACCUCAUAGAUGAGGGACUGUCGGAGAACUUUCUGGACUAUAAGAACCGGGGAGUGAACGGCUCCCACAAAGGCCAGAUAGUGUGGAAGAUCGAUACCAGCUCCUACUUUGCAGAAUCGGAGACUAAGAUAUGCUUCAAGUAUUACCACGGUGUGAGCGGAGCCCUGCGAGCCACCACACCCAGUGUGACAGUGAAGAAUGCAUCUGCCCCUGUGCUGAAGCCAGUGGUCAGCCAGGAGGUCACACAGAGUCUUGGCAACAGAAGGCUCAUCAGUUUCUCUCUCUCAGAUGUCCAAGCGGUGGGGCUGAAGAAGGGAAUGUUCUUCAACCCUGACCCCUACCUGAAGAUCGCCAUCCAGCCCGGCAAGCACAGCCUCUACCCCGCGCUGCCCCACCACGGCCAGGAGAAACGCUCCCGCAUUGUCUGCAACACCAUCAACCCUGUUUGGCAGAGAGAGCGCUUCAGCUUUGUGUCUUUGCCUACGGACGUGCUGGAGAUCGAGGUGAAGGACAAGUUUGCUAAGAGCCGGCCCAUCAUCAAACGUUUCCUGGGCAAGCUGUCCAUGCCGGUGCAGAGGCUACUGGAGAAACACGCCAUCGGGGACCGUGUGGUGAGCUACUCUCUUGGCCGCAGGCUGCCGACGGAUCAUGUUAGUGGACAGCUGCAGUUCAGAUUUGAGAUGAUGUCUUCCAUUCACCCAGAUGACGAGGACAUCUCCCUCGUCAUGGAGUGCCCUGUGGUCCCUGACCCUGACCAGUUGGAGGUAAACCAGGUGGACCCAGUCACCCCAGCAGAGAUCCCUGCCGAAGACACAUUGAGCAUGGGGCCCGACACACCUGAACUUCCCCUGGAUGGAGCGCCAGACUUGGAGGACCCGGAGCCCUCCACCACUCUCGCUUAUGUCUCCCUCACAGAGGAGGCCCAUCCUGGGGACGAUGUCAUGGAGGAGGAGGGUGUGGAGGAGCAGGUCACCCUGGUUGAGAUGGAGGAGAGUACAGUUAGGGAGGUGCAGGUAUCUUCUUCAGAUCCACAGACUGGGAUAGAAGAGCAGGUUUCAGCUGAACAAUUGGUGGAGGAGAGAGAGGAGGAGGAGGAGACUGGAGCCCAGGAGGCUCAAGCCCUGUCUGAGGAGGGGGAGGCCCAGGUGCAGCCUAAACCUGAGGGUGUGGAGAUGGAGUUGGACAGUGAGGAACCUACCACUGCUGUGGAGGAGCCGUUGGAAGGAGCCACGGGGCCUGUGCCGUCUGAGGAGCUAGUGGAGGUAGUGGAGGAGGAGGGACAGCAGGUGGUGGUGGAAGCCAAACCGAGGAGGGUUGACUGUUGCUGCCCAGCCCGCGCCUCCCCUCCAAUGCGGAGCGCCCUGCGGCGCAAGAACAGGCCCUGCUCGCUGCCCGUCUCGGAGCUGGAGACAGUGAUCGCCUCAUCGUGUGGCGACCCCGAGACACCACGCACCCACUACAUCCGCAUCCACCACCUCCUCCACAGCCUGCCUUCAGCACACCAACGGCAGGGCAGCGGGGAGGAGGAAGAGGGGGAGGAGGAGGGAGGGUCUUCUACCGAGGAGCCGACUAUCAAACCCACCUCCAAGGACGGGGAGGAAGGGGAAGGGGAGGAGGAGGAGGAGGAAGGAGACGCGUCCCAAUCCCUGGCGUCCCCCUCCCAGGUGCGUGAGUGCACAGCCCCCUGCUGUCGUAGUAGGACUCUCCCCCGCAGUCUGUCCAUCGAGCGCCUGUCAGAACUCAACCAGCUCCUGGAUGGAGGGGAGAGGGGAGGGAGGACGCUACACCCACGCCUGGAGAACGAAGAGGCGGAAGUGGGCGGAAGCGGCCGGGGAGUGAGGGGGAGCGAGUGUGAGUUGUGCGACAACUCCUGCUACAGCACGUCUUGUUACAGCACCAGUUGUUACAGCACCUCCUGCUACAGCAACUCUGGCUACGAGGGGCGCAACCGCCCCUGCAGCCACACACGGCUGUCGUCGGUGGACAGCACACGCCUCUCAGAGAGCACCGUCUUCUCCUCGCAGGACGAAGAGGAGGAAGAGGAGGAGAACAGCGCCUUUGAGUCGGUGCCUGACUCCAUCCAGAGCCCCGACACCAGGGAGCCUGGCGGCGAUGGGACGACAGCAGAAUGGAGGGAGGAGACGGAGGAGGGGACGAGAGGGGAGAGCGGGGAGUCGCCGGUGGCCGGGCCUAGCGAUAGGACAGUAGGAGACUGGGAGGCGCGCAUUGACAGCCACGGACGUGUCUUCUACGUGGACCACGUGAACCGCACCACCACCUGGCGGAGGCCCACGCACGCCGCCUCCAAGUGUAACGGCAUCCAGCGCUCCAGCUCCACCCAGCAGAUGGAGCAGCUCAACAGGAGGUACCAGAACAUCCAGAGGACCAUGGCGACGGAGGAUGAGUGUGGUGGACGGAGGUUGGAGAGAAGUGUCAGCACGGAAACGGAAACAGACUCUCCACCACAGGCCAUUGAGCCAAGGAGAGAGGGCCCCUCAUCCCCUGUCAGCAACCAGAAGAUCACCCUGCUCCUCCAGUGCCCUGCCGUUAAGUUCAUCACCCACCCUGAGUUCUUCACGGUCCUACACGCCAACUACGGUGCCUACCGGAUAUUCACCAACAGUACCUGUCUGAAGCACAUGAUCCUGAAGGUCAGGCGGGACGCGCGCAACUUUGAGCGCUACCAGCACAACAGAGACCUGGUGAUUUUCCUCAACAAGUUUGCCGACACACAACUAGAGCUGCCCCGAGGCUGGGAGAUCAAAACAGACCCACAGGGCAAGUCGUUUUUCGUGGACCACAACAGCCGGGCGACAACCUUCAUUGACCCCAGGAUCCCCUUACAGAACGGCCGUCUGCCCAACCAUCUGACCCACAGGCAGCACCUGCAGAGACUGCGCAGCUACAGUGCUGGAGAGGCGUCUGAUGUGUCCCGGAGUCGAGUAGCUUCCCUGAUUCACAGACCUGGGAACAGCCUGGUAGCCGCCAUACGUAGCCAGUACCACCCCGACUCCACACCGUUAGGUGCACCAUCUUACAAUGACAAGAUAGUGGCAUUCCUUCGCCAGCCAAACAUCUUUGAGAUGCUUCAAGAGCGCCAGCCGAGCCUGGCCAGGAACCAUGUACUAAGGGAGAAGAUCCACUACAUCAAGACGGAAGGUUCACAGGGGGUGGAGAAGCUGUCUUGUGAUGCUGACCUGGUCAUUCUACUGAGCUUGUUUGAGGAGGAAAUCAUGUCCUAUGUUCCACCCCACUCCUUUCACCCGGGGUACAGCUUCUCGCCCCGCUGCUCACCCGGAUCCUCGCCACAAAACUCCCCAGGCUUACAGAGGGCCCGAGCUCCGGCUCCAUACCGCAGAGACUUUGAAGCCAAACUGCGUAACUUUUACAGGAAGCUGGAAGCUAAGGGCUAUGGCCAGGGACCAGGGAAGAUCAAACUGAUCAUCAGAAGAGACCACCUGUUGGAGGGCACCUUCAACCAGGUGAUGGCCUACUCCCGCAAGGAGCUGCAGAGGAACAAGCUCUACAUCACCUUCCUGGGAGAGGAGGGGCUGGACUACAGCGGCCCCUCCAGGGAGUUCUUCUUCCUGUUGUCCCAAGAGCUAUUCAACCCUUACUACGGCCUGUUUGAGUACUCAGCCAACGACACUUACACCGUCCAGAUCAGCCCCAUGUCUGCCUUUGUUGAGAACCAUCUGGAAUGGUUCCGCUUCAGUGGGCGUAUUCUAGGCCUGGCCCUGAUCCACCAGUAUCUGCUGGAUGCCUUCUUCACACGACCCUUCUACAAGGCCCUCCUCAGACUAUCCACAGACCUGAGUGAUCUGGAGUAUCUGGAUGAGGAGUUCCAUCAGAGUCUCCAGUGGAUGAAGGACAAUGACAUCACUGACAUCCUGGACCUCACCUUCACCGUCAAUGAGGAGGUCUUUGGCCAGGUGACGGAGCGGGAGCUAAAGUCGGGUGGCUCCAACCUUCAGGUGACGGAGAAGAACAAGAAGGAGUACAUUGAGCGCAUGGCCAAGUGGAGGGUAGAGCGCGGGGUGGUGCAGCAGACUGAGGCCCUGGUCCGAGGAUUCUAUGAGGUGGUAGACUCUCGUCUGGUGUCGGUGUUUGAUGCCAGAGAGCUGGAGCUGGUCAUUGCAGGGACGGCUGAGAUCGACCUAAACGACUGGAGGACCAACACAGAGUACAGAGGAGGUUACCAUGAUGGCCACAUAGUGAUGCGGUGGUUCUGGGGCGCGGUGGAACGCUUCAACAACGAGCAGAGACUGCGGCUGCUACAGUUUGUGACGGGCACCUCCAGUGUUCCAUACGAAGGCUUCGCUGCCCUACGGGGAAGCAACGGCCUACGACGCUUCUGCAUCGAGAAGUGGGGCAAGGUCACCUCACUACCCAGGGCUCACACGUGCUUCAACCGCCUGGACCUUCCACCUUACCCCUCCUACACCAUGCUGUAUGAGAAACUACUGAUUGCUGUGGAGGAGACCAGUACCUUUGGCCUGGAGUGAGACUAACCACUGGCACUGACCACUGACUGACUUCCUUUGGCACCCUACUAACAAACUUGGUUUAUUUUUACGUACAAAUAUUAACUCUGGACAAAUGGCAUCCUCAGUUGUUGUUUUCUUACAAUACGUACCUGAGGAGUGGUUUGAAAAAGAGGGAUCAAACGUAUUAAAACUUGCAUGCACUGCAUCACUCACCAGAGACAUUGUACAUAAACCAACAUGUAUGCAACAGUGAAGACCUUGGCUCCAGCCUGUUCUACGACCCCCCCCCCCCACACUUUGUCCACCUCAUGGUCUCAUCAGUUUAAUCUUCCCCAUAAGACUAUUCCAGCUCCAAAGACUGAGGCUGACACUAUGCAGGGGAGGGGCUUGCUCCACCGGCUGCCACCCACAGCCCGCCACCUCUGACAUCAGAGGAAGUGACAUCGGCGGUGACCCGCUAAAAAUCGUAAGUCUCUCCAGACCUUAAUCUUGUCCUAUCAAUCAUCGCAGAGCAUUUCCUGAAAUCACCUUGACUCCCGACGACCAUUCAGUGACAAGACCAAAACAUUUUUUAUUCCCAUUGUUACAUUUAAAAAGCAUGUUUCAUGCAUGUUUCACCAAUUGCUUUAUCAUCAUAAGGGCAUCACUGUUUUCCUCAGAGUGGAUGAACAGGUGCUUUUUUAGGAAUUCCUUCACUGUUCUGAGUCCAUGGCCAGCCUGGGUGUACUUACUGCACACAGUUGUCUGAAUCUCCCGCCCAAGAAAGUUACCAAACUAUGCCUCCAUGAGUUAUUGCCUCUGUGACACCAGCUAUGUGUUAAUGAAUCACACCUACUAUUGGAGACGCCGAUGCAGUGGUGCAAUGGUUUUUGCCGCAUCGUGGCAGUAGGAGGCUUAUUAGAGUCACAGUUCCUGUACUGUGAGAGGAACUGUAGAGACCCAGGUGAUGAUGUAACUUGUACAAGGCUAAGAUUAGAAUGUGAAAGGCUAAGCUCUGAGAGUUCUCUUGUCAGCCUUGCAGUGUCAUUGAGCUCACACCAUAAAUAAUACCCUUGUCAUUCGGACCAUGGGCUUUGCAAUUUAAGCCCAAACGCUGACUGGGAGAUCUCAACCAUAGAGGUAAAUUCUGUACUGUGAGGCACUGUGCAACUUUGAUGGAGUGUAACAUCAUGUUGAACAUCCCUUUCUGUCCUGGUCUAGUGUUGACAAUUAAUCUUGGGGUCUCGCCCUUUGUUUUUAACAUUUUCAUUGAAAGGAUGGACACUAAAUGGCAGUUUCCAGAACACAGAUUAGGCAUAGUCCUAUACCAGAGGUAUUCAAAGUCAGAGGGAAUUGCAGUCGUGUUUUUUUGGGGAGGUUGGCCAGAAAAUGAGGAUUGUAUAUUGCCUCAAAACGUUUUUUUGAGAAACAUAAUUAGAAAAAUCUCAUUUUAUUAAUUCAAUUUAUUAUUUUGAUAAAAUAUGAAAAUAUCAUCAAUUUAAGGUUAUUUGUUUAUGUAAAAAUCGAAAUUGACAGAUUUUCAGGUUGCGUCAUUAGAUUUAGGGUGGGGUGGAGUCGCCAGAAAUUCUGACAAAAGAAAAAAGGGGUCCCCGCUGAAAAAGUUUGAAUACCGCGGUCUAGACUAAAAAGCUAUUUCAAUGAAGAGUCUCAAUUGACUGUGCUUUUUAGUCCUGAACCAGUAUUAAUCGGUUUCAGGAAAAGCAGCCCUAAAUGGCCCCUAGUUAUACUGUAAAAUACUGUAGAUUGUCCAUGAUUGAAGCUACAGCUGUUGUACUAUGAUCAUAGUAUAAUAUUUGUAUGGAAAGAACCAGGGCUACUACAAAAACAAAAAAAAAAUUCAGGGAGCAUAGAAGAUUCUUGUUAGUUUUGUUUCAUAAGUACUGUUGUUUUUUUUCUAUCAUGUUUUUAUUUUUAUUUUUUUGUCAAAGCGGUUGAUGUAAUAUUAUGGUUUCUCUUCAGGACCAUAAGGUGGAAAACUAAUUUGAAUGUUUUGUUUGGUAAACAUUGUCCAGUAUUGUUUAGGUGUUUUUAUAAUGAUGGCAUAGGAAUUGAAAUGCUUUCAAAAACAGGACUUUUAUGUGCCCCCCCCCCCCCCCCAUGUGUACAUAGUUUUUGUUACUUCUGCCUUCAUUUAGUACCUUUUUUAUAUUUUUCAUGAUUUUGAAUUGUAUUUCAAAAUGGCUUUGUUCAUUUAGAAUUUGUGGGGAAAUGUUGGUGUUGUCUUCCUUCCCUUUGCACUGUAAAUGUAACCUUGACCACUUUCUCUUUCGUCACUAUCUGGCCAAGUUGCAAAGUCAGGAGCCCUGUCUAGUUCUAUUCUUAAAAUCAGAUUUUAAACCUAACCGUGACUCUAACCUUAUCCACACUGCUAACCUUAUGCCUAACCCUAACCUUAAAAAUGUUUUGUUUCAUACAUUUUUAUGAUAUAGACAAUUUUGCAGUUUGGCCAUCUAGUGGGAACCCAAUCUAUCCAUCUUCUAUGUUGGUAUUGACUGGUGAAAAUUGUUGUUUAUUCAAGUUGUUGACGUAGGAAUUGCAUCCUUAAUGGUCGAAGACACAGAGAAUGUCUGCAUACCAAAUGGUACCCUUUUCCCUAUGUAGUGCACUACUUUUGACCAGGCCCUCUCAAAAGUUGUGCACUAUAUAGGGGUUGGGCAGCCAUUUGGGACAUACAAAUGUGUCAUGUAGAGAAUAAGUCAUUUUGUUUGAAUUGUCUAGCAUUGUAUUUUUUAAAAAUAUGUAAUUCAGUAGUCUAUUUUGAAUGGCUUUAUGAAGAAUUUUAUCCAUAGAAUAUCCUGGUCAUCACUUGGUAUGAUCGAUCCUAUAAUAUGAGAAUAUUUAUUAAAUUAAUAUUGCUCUUAAAUUAUUCAAUAUUACCCUUAAAUUAUUCUAAAUGAUCUAUGUACGUUGUUUAAGUGCAUUAACUAUUCAAAUAUUUAAGACCAGAGCUUGAUCAGAGCAUUCAAAUAAAUAAUGCACCGAUAAUUCAAUCUAACUGUACUACAGUUUGAGUACCUUAUUUUUGUGAUUAAAAAAAAAUCUAUAUUUUUAUUUGCCUAUUUAUUUUUCAUGUUAUAUCCCCUUGGGAACAGCAAGGUAACAGUAGAUCUUCCAAUCAUCAGUCAAAAACUGGCAGAAAGGUUGUGAUAUUGAUUAGCAUUAGCAUCUAUACCUUGUUGAUAUGACUUGAUAAAAGGCUCCCUCUUAUGGAAAUUGGUACUUUGUCCUCUCCUUUUUAACUUUCCUUGUCCUGUAGGACUUUGUCUUUCAGAAUUGUGACAUUUUGAAAGACAUGUUUCAUGAUCAAAUUUGGUUUGAUGACAGGUCACUAAAUACUCAGGCUGUGCUUUCGCUCCAUGUACUCAUAUCACUGUACACGAAUGUCAAUAAACAAUCACUUUGUAAUUAA